GCGCGGCCCGAGCGCGUCCCGGCCCUUCCCGGCCCUGCCCGGCCCGAGCCCCGCGGGAGCGCCCCGGCCCGCCCCGCCAUGCCCCCCAAGAAGCAGCAGCAGCCGGCGGGGGGCAGCAAGAAGGCGGACCAGAAGAAGAAGGAGAAGAUCAUCGAGGACAAAACAUUUGGCCUAAAGAAUAAAAAAGGUGCAAAGCAGCAGAAGUUUAUCAAGGCUGUGACUCACCAGGUUAAGUUUGGUCAGCAGAAUCCACGUCAGGUUGCUCAAUCAGAAAGUGAGAAGAAAUUAAAGAAAGAAGAUAAGAAAAAGGAAUUACAAGAAUUAAAUGAGCUCUUCAAGCCUGUGGUUGCUGCACAGAAAAUUAGCAAAGGUGCUGACCCAAAAUCUGUAGUUUGUGCUUUCUUCAAGCAAGGCCAGUGCACUAAAGGAGACAAGUGCAAGUUUUCUCAUGAUUUGUCCUUGGAAAGGAAGUGUGAAAAACGAAGUGUCUACAUUGAUGCAAGAGAUGAAGACCUUGAAAAAGAUACAAUGGACAACUGGGAUGAGAAGAAGCUGGAAGAAGUGGUGAACAAGAAGCAUGGUGAGGCGGAAAAGAAAAAACCCAAAACCCAAAUAGUCUGCAAAUACUUCCUUGAUGCUAUUGAAAACAACAAAUAUGGAUGGUUUUGGGUCUGUCCAGGUGGAGGAGACAACUGUAUGUAUCGCCAUGCCCUCCCUCCAGGCUUUGUAUUAAAAAAAGACAAAAAGAAGGAAGAAAAGCAAGACGAAAUCUCAUUAGAAGAUCUAAUAGAAAAAGAGCGUGCUGCCUUAGGACCAAAUGUUACCAAAAUUACUCUAGAGUGUUUUAUUGCAUGGAAGAGAAGAAAAAGACAAGAAAAAAUUGAUAAGGCUGAGCAAGAUAUGGAGAGGAGGAAAGCAGAUUUUAAAGCUGGCAAAGCACUGGUGAUCAGUGGACGUGAGGUGUUUGAGUUCCGGCCAGAGUUGGUUGAUGCCGAUGAUGAAGAAGCAGAUGACACCCGUUAUGUCCAAGGAGCAGGAGAUGAUGAUGAGACAGAAGACCCUGUGUGCAUAAAUGAUGUAGAUUUGAACCUGUAUGUCCCCAAGGCAGUAGAGGAGACUGGUAUUACAGUGGCUAGUCCAGAGAGAUUCAGCACAUACACUUCAGUAGAAAAAGAUGAUAAUAAAUUAAAUGAAGCUUCUGGUGGUGAUAUAAACAACAGCGAGCAAAAUGAUUUAGAUGAAGAUAAUGAUGGAGAUGGGGAAUUGGAAAAUGGAGUCAUUGAUGCAGUUCCAGUUGAUGAAAAUCUCUUUACUGGAGAGGACUUGGAUGAACUAGAAGAAGAACUAAACACUCUUGAUUUAGAAGAAUGAACUAAAAAGCUCCAGUGAGGAAUUAAACCUAUGUGAAAACUGACUACAUUUUUUUCUCCUUUUUGAAUAGAAUUCUUAAACAAGAUGUUUAUGGUUAUGCAGCUGAAUAUGAUGGGCACGUGAUAUACCAGGAAUGUUUUCCUUCAAUCUCAUCUACUCCAGUCUUGGCUAUGCUCACAGUAAAACGUUCAGAGUAGUUCAGAAUUACCCGACAGCUGAAUUUGCAGACAGUGAGAUUAAAACUUCCAACUAAGAGUAGGAAGUGUAACUGCUUUGCCAGUAUGCAAGUGGGCAGUUUGACAUCAGGUACAGUACAAAAAUCCAAGUAUACAUUCUUCACAAAAAAUGCAUUUUUAUUAGUGAUUGUGUUGAUUUAGAAACUGCCUGAAGUGGUUUUCAGGCAGGGUACUCUAAUGGAGCUGAUGCAGAUUAUGCUUCUUUAAGUGGUGAUUAGCUUUAUUUGAUCAGCUGGAUACUGAAGAUUGUGAACUGAUAUUUCAUACAAUACCAGUACAGUGCCCUCUGUUUAAAAUGUUUUAAACUUUCCCACCACCUUUUGCCAAUAAAUCUGUAAAUAAAAAUCAUCAACUU
This is a messenger RNA of Camarhynchus parvulus, 1962 nucleotides long. RefSeq names its product zinc finger CCCH-type containing 15 (gene ZC3H15). Gene Ontology annotation, molecular function: metal ion binding; mRNA binding. NCBI's taxonomy places the organism in Eukaryota, Metazoa, Chordata, Aves, Passeriformes, Thraupidae. Gene Ontology annotation, biological process: cytoplasmic translation. The transcript is spliced from 10 exons. Gene Ontology annotation, cellular component: cytosol. Bases 79 to 1371 code for a protein of 430 amino acids. The record is from RefSeq and is a predicted model, not a curated record.